Molecule: messenger RNA, 5751 nt
Organism: Theobroma cacao (cacao)
Lineage: Eukaryota; Viridiplantae; Streptophyta; Magnoliopsida; Malvales; Malvaceae
Source: RefSeq, a predicted model, not a curated record
UAUAAUAAUGGAAGUGUACAGCAAUAAAGGAACCCCUCAAACCCUAGGAAACGGGCUUGAUUAGAUUCUCUGUUCUUUCUUGUUCAUCAUUUCUGUGAAGUUUCAGUUUUCUUUUCUCUCGUCAUUUUGAUCGGGUGCUUCUUACUGGUUUUCAUGCUGGGUUUUUAGGGAGACAAUCGGAAAUUAACUUAUUUGAAUUGAUUUGGAAAUUUUGCGUUUUGAAUUCGAUCAGAUUUCAGGAAUGGUUGUAAAGAAUAUUCUUUUGGUGGAAAUUAAAUUUAAAUAAAAGCUGAUAAGAGGAAAGCUGAAGGGCUAAUACGCUAGGCGAAUAUUUGGGAUCAUGUCAGUAUCAGGAAACGAAGAGACGGGGGUUAAACCCAGUGUUGGGCAGUUUAGUGAAUAUAGUGCAGGUAUUCCAAUAAAGAAAAGGAGGUUUCCUUUAAUCUGGACAUCUUCUCAGCAGACUGAAGAUUCACCUUCACUACCAACUGAAAAUGAUUCAGAGCAGAAAGGAUUUUCUAGUCCACUUCAGGGUUCAGCUAUUUCAAAUGCUAGUACUGUCACAGCGAGCUCAAACACUGGCAGUGUUUUAGCGAGUUCAAACACCUGCGGUGUUUUAGCUAGUUCAAACAUCAGUGUUGUUGGAGUGAGUUCAAACACUAGUGGCGUAGCAGCAAGGUCAAAUACUAGUGGUGUUGCGGGGAGUUCAGAUGCUAGUGGUGUUGCAACUAGUUUGAAUGUGAAUGCUGGUAGUAUUGCAGCAAGUUCUAAUGCUGUCAGUGUUGCAGCGAGUUCUAAUGCUGUUAGUGUUGCAGCUAGUUCUAAUACUUCUUGUGUUGCAGCAAGUUCUAAUGCUGUUAGUGUUGCAGUGAGUUCUAAUGCUUCUUGUGUUGCAGCGAAUUCUCAUGCUAGUAGUGUUUCAGCAGGCUCUAAUGCUAGUAGCACUGUGGAAACUUCUAAGCCUAAUAGUGUUGCAGCAAGUUUGUCAAAUGCUAGUAGUAUUGCAGCAAGUGUUUCUAGCUUUUCUGAUGCAAGUGAGAAAACUGUACCUGAGAAAGAGAAGAGAAGUUAUGAUGGUACAAAUGGUAGCAUGGUGCAGGGCAAUAAUAACCUCCUUAGGGUAAAACUUGAAGAACAAAGCUUUCCAGUUAACUCUAGGUCUUUGGCUGAUAUUGACAGCAAAGGGAAGCUUGUGGCAACUGGAGAGUCUGACAAUAUCCUGAGAAAGUCAGCAAAAUCUGAGUUGGACUUAGUAGGUGGUGAUUCUCUUACCCUUAAUAUAGGGAAAGAUGUAUAUAGCCAGCAAAAUGUAGAUGGACAGUUUAGAUCAGAAUUACCUACAGUUUCUGGGAACCCUGGAUUGUCAUUAGCUUUAGGGGAACAUCUUGUUUCAGCUAUUGCUGGUGGAAAUAAUGAGCGUGAUUGUCUGAAGCAGGAAAAGGCAGAACCUGUUUCUUUGAAUCUAUCCUUAAGCAAAGGAGAAUGUAGUACUCAACUUAGAAGUAACAAUGUCCAGCCUAAUAGUAUUGGUGCUAAUAUGCUUGCUGACCGAUCAAAUUGGGAUUUGAAUACUACAAUGGAUGCUUGGGAAGGUCCUGCCAGUAAUGAUGGUGCAAGUCAAAAAACAACUCAUAUGGAUGCUAUAAAGCCAGUACUUUGCUCAGGUGGGAUGCCUGGUACCAGUAUGCCCACACAACAGCAAAGGGUAAUCAAAAUUGCAAUGUCAUCCGCACUAUCUAGUCAGCAGUAUAACACAGAGGAUUCACUUCGUUUAGGCCUCACUACCCCUUAUCUUCAUUUGAACUCCAAUGAAAAACCUUCCAGCACAUCAGCUAAAGAGGAUUUGCGCGAAGUCACGGCAAAUAUCAACUUACCUGCAGAAUCAGUGCCUGUCAGCAAUCUGACUGUGUCUAACUUUAAGCCUGUAAAAUCAGAACCACUUGAUGAGAGCAUCAAAACUAAUUCUGCUGCAGUUAAAGCUGAUCCUAAGGGCUUGUUAAAUAUUGUACCGAUGAAGCAUGAAUUAGUUGAUAGGAGCAGUUCAGAAAGCUCAAAAUCUUCAACCUUAAAAUUAGCUGAUGCUCGGUCUGUAAAACCUGAACCAGUUCACGAGGAUAACCAGGAAACAUCAAAGAGAAUGGAGGGAUCAUUGAACCAAUCAGAUGAGCAGAUACUACAUCCUCUGAAUAACACAACAGUACCUACUUCUACUGAUUUGUCAUUACAUGGUGAUGCGUCGAAUCAUGUGGAACAUUUUAUUCAAGCCAAAGAAACUGAGUCUAGUGGGGAGGGCCAGGUUGCUUCUAAAAUGAUUUCUUCUGUGGGUCAUGAUGAUAAUGAAUCAAACAUUUCUGGUAAAAUAGAUAACUCUACUUCUGAAAAUAAGAGUGUUGAAGAUCCUGAUAAUUGCAGACUGAAAUUCAUGGCUGUACAACCAUCUGAAUCACGGGGAACGGUUGAGGGUUCUGUAAGUGAUGAGGAAAAAAUUAAUUUAUCAGGUGAUAUUCUAGAAGAUUCAUAUGGCUCUGGUUAUGAGUCAGAUGGCAAUCGUGAUUUAGCUCCAGCUAUGGAUAUGGAACAUGAUGGUAGAGCAGAAGAUGACUUUGAAGAUGGUGAAGUCAGGGAAACUGUAGAGAAUACUGAGAUAGAGGCUCCAGUAUGUGAGGGACAAGAGGCUGGAAAUGGAAAUAAUGGUGAUACUGGUUAUAAAAACUCAGAUUCUGUAUGGUUUGUUGGUGAUAACAAACCAUCUUCAUCCUCUGUCAGCGGAAAAGAAACUUGUGGAGAAGAUGCUGGUAAAACAAGUAAUGAUAGUACUAAUGAAUGCAUUGACACAUCUGUAAAUAAGGAUUCCAAUACAGAAGCUGAUAAAGAGGCCUGUUUGCAAGAAUCAUCAGCUGUUGAGAUGCCUUCCAGUCCAACUGACAAAAAGAUACCAAAUAAGGCCAUGCCAAGAAAACCACUUGAUUUAUCAGAGAAGAAGGAUGCUGUAGAAGGGCAAGAUCGAGAGCAAACAUCUAUCCAAGCCUCUGAUUCAAGCCAAGGAACUUCAGUGACCAUUGGUCAAGGUGCAGAUAAUGCUCAAAAAACUGAGUCAGAAGGAAAAAGCAAUUCAGUUCUACCUAAGGUAGAAGCAUUUUUAAGUGGUGAUGAUGCAGGUAAGGAUGUCAGCAGUGCAGGUAAUAGGAGUCGGAUUAUAAACUUAUCUCGAGCUUUAAAUCAGUCAUCUCCUGGUAGGACAAGAUCUAUUUCAGGCAGGACAAUGCAGUCACGAGGUGGAAGAGAAAGAUUGCUUGAUGUUGCCCUUGAAGGAGAUAAGUUUCAUCCUCGAGGGAGAGAUGAAGUGUAUGGCGAUGGUUCCCAUAGAUUCUCAAGAGAGAGGCAUCAUGAUCAGCCAUCCAGGAACCCUAGAAUAAGUUUUAUGCGCGGAAGAGGUAGGGUUUCCAGUUGGAUAGACACCCUACGUGGUGGUCGGGAUUCAGAACGUAACUUUGCUUCAGAGUUUUAUAAUGGCCCUACAGAAUUUCGUGUUGUCAGACAUAAAUAUGCAUCUGCUGUUUCUGAUGCAGAUCUUGACUUUAGUAGCUAUAAUAAUGGGCAAGAUGGUGCAUAUUUUGGUCCUGGACAAGGUGGGAGAAAGAUCUUGAGUGAUAAUUCAUCAAUUUUCGCUCAUGUACACCCAAGGAGGCGGUCUCCUGGUGGAAGAGAUGGACCUGCUUCACGGGGGCUUCCAAUGGUUCGCAGAGUUCCAAGAAAUCUAAGUCCAAGUAGAUGCAUUGGUGAAGAUGGCUCUGAAUCAGUUGGAUUGAGGCAUAUGAGAGGUUUUGCUGAUGACCAUACAGACCCAAUGUUUACUCGUUCCCAACCUUCAUUUGAGGGAUUAGAUGGCCCUUUUGUUAGGGGGAACAGGGAUUUUUCAUCUGUUCAGAGAAGGGGUCUUCCUCGAAUUCGUUCAAAGUCUCCGACUAGACCACGAACUCGUUCUCCCGGUCCAUGGCCUUCUCCUAGGAGAAGAUCACCUGAUGAAUUUGGAGGGCCGUUGGAAUUACCUCAUCGAAGAUCACCUAUUUACAGGUUGGAUAGGAUAAGAUCACCUGAUCGUCCUUGUUUUGCUGGGGAAAUGGUUCUUAGAAGGCAUGGAUCUCCUCCAUAUUUGUCCCGACCAUCUAAUGAUUUGAGGGAUAUGGAUCCCGGGCGAGAUCAUGGUCAUCCAAGGUCUGGCAUCCCUAAUAGGAGCCCAUCUGGCCGGAUUUUACUUAGAAACAGUAGACGGUUGGAUCUUGUAGAUCCUCGAGAAAGGAGCGACGGUGAUGAUUACUUUGGUGGGCCCAUGCCAUCUGGCAGGUUUCAUGAGCUUGCUACUGAUGGGAAUGCUGAUGAGAGGAGGAGGUAUGGUGAUAGACGGGGACCUGUUCGUCCUUUUAGGCCUCCUUAUAGUGGUGCUGAUAGUGAGAAUUUUCAUCUUAAUGCUGAGGGUGGACCUAGGUCAUUUAGAUUCUGUCCAGAAGAUGAUCCGGAGUUGCAUGAAAGAGGAACUUUGAGGGAAAGGGAGUUUGAUAGGCGAUUAAAAAACCGACCUGGGAAUGCUCCUAGGAGGACAAGAAACAUUGAGGAGGAGGGAAAUUUUAGGCAUGGUGGUCAGGUUUGGCAUGAUGAUGGAUUUGAUGAUAUGUCACGAGUGAAGAGAAAGCGAUUUUGAGUAGAUUUGUCUGUAUAUGCCAUUAGUCACUGUUAAUGGUGUAAGUUAUUGGAGCAGCAGGGCUGAAUCUGUUGUUUCUAUUUUCUGCCUGAUUAGGGACAUUGUGUUUACCAUUUUUGACUAAUUUCUGCAUAUGCAAUGAUCCCUUGUGUAGUAUGUAAGGUAAGAUAUUGAAGCAGCAGCUAGUAGAGUCAGUUAUGGUAAUUUUUGGUGCAGUAAAUGUAUCUGGUAUUUUGCCUGGAGAACAGCUCAAGAUGCUCUUCUGUUUGGCAGGUUUUCAUGAGAUCAGACAGACUUAAAAUCUUUUUCUGUACCCUAACUUGAUAUUUGCUGGCUAUUCCUUUGGGCAGACCUUCCUUCAGCUGAGAAAAGGUGAGUAUUUGGGUUUUGAAGAAUGGAAGAAAACAAAGGUUAUGAUCAGACUAUCUAUUACUAGAUGAAUAAAUUCACUUUUCUGCAUGCUACCCAGCUGAUCAUCACUUUAAUUGCAAAAUGGCCAUGCCUUCAUGUGGUCCUCAGUCAUAGAUGCUCUGUUUACAAAUGUCAUCUCUGUACAGUGACAUUGUUUUCAAGCUUUUUCGAGAGGACAGUUGGACAUCGCCAUGAAAAUUGAAAAAUCUAAAUUAAAGGAAAUCAAAGAGAGGCAGAGCAGAAAUGCCUGCAUUUUGCUGCCUUUACUGGUGCUUUGACUUUUAUUUCUUCUCAAUUAAAGGAUCAAAGUUUUAUCGGAUUGGAAUUACAGAUCUGACCUGGGUUUUUGACACAAAGCAACAAGGUAUUCUGUGAAUACAAGUUAAUCUGUUGUUCCAGAAGAAGCCAAUUCUGAAAUAUUUAUUAACUUUGCCCUCUUACUGUGAGAUAUGGAUCAGCUUCAUCAAUCAACUGAGAUUUUACAUUCAUAUUCACAUUGUGGUGGCUUCUGCAGUGAAAAUAUUUUCCUUUUUUGCUUUGAAUGAAUGGGUCAUAUGAUUGCUUUCAUCUAUUAUGUGGAUGGGGAUAAGGUCUUGUUCGGUAUGCUGAUGAAUAGAAUAAUUGUUGAAUAUUGCAAUGUA